Molecule: messenger RNA, 2410 nt
Organism: Rhagoletis zephyria (snowberry fruit fly)
Lineage: Eukaryota; Metazoa; Arthropoda; Insecta; Diptera; Tephritidae
Gene: Aduk
Product: unc-51 like kinase 3 homolog Aduk
Biological process (GO): autophagy of mitochondrion; regulation of autophagy; peptidyl-serine phosphorylation
Cellular component (GO): cytoplasm; cytosol; autophagosome
Molecular function (GO): protein serine/threonine kinase activity; ATP binding
Source: RefSeq, a predicted model, not a curated record
ACUCUCGCACAGCUGAUCGCAUAGAAAACAUUUCAAUUUCCUCGGUUCUAUUUUUUCGUUUUCAUUCCUUCGCACAUAUUUUUUUUAAAAAAUUGGCCAAAAUAAAUGGAAUAAGUGAAUCUAGGUGAAGUUUGCGAUAAUCUUAUAGAUCCAACAUGUCCCUGCCCCGCAUCACUGACUACGAUCUGCUGGACAAGCUUGGUGUAGGCAGCUAUUCAACUGUAUACAAGGCUCGCCACAAGAAGGACCGCAGCUACCAUGCUAUCAAGAUUGUAGAAAUGUCGACUCUUUCGAACAGUUCCCGUGAAAAUCUUAUCACCGAAAUCCGACUUCUGCGCUCUCUCAACCAUAAGUAUAUUGUGACACUACAGGACUUCUUUUGGGACGAUAAAAAUAUUUACAUUGUUCUUGAGUUCUGCAAUGCUGGCAAUCUAUCAGCAUUCAUUCGUUCGAAAAAAGCGUUACCGGAGUCCACUUGUCGGUAUUUCCUACGUCAAUUGGCGGCUGCUGUGCAGUAUAUGCGUGCCAAUGAUGUUUGCCACUUUGACUUGAAACCUCAAAAUUUGUUGUUGACACGUAACUCCAAUGUAGUAUUGAAGGUGGCGGAUUUCGGUUUUGCGCAACAUUUGAAGUUAGGCGAGAUAAAUCAACAGCUAAAAGGGUCUCCUCUCUAUAUGGCACCGGAAAUUGUUCGCAAACAUCAAUACGAUGCGAAAGCCGAUUUGUGGAGCAUCGGUAUAAUCUUAUAUGAAUGCUUAUUCGGCAAAGCACCGUACACAUCAAAAAGUAUCGAAGAACUGUUACAGCGGAUACGUAGCGCGGAGAAAAUUACGAUACCAGCGAAUGCAAGUAUUAGCAAUGAGUGUCAAGAUCUACUCUGCCGUUUACUGGAACACGAUCCGGCCAAGCGUAUUUCAUUUGAUUCUUUUUUCAAACAUCCAUUUAUAGACCUUAAAACGCUACCAACAGAACAGACCUUACACAAAGCAGCAGAACUUGUCACCAAAGCCGUCGAAUAUGACGAAAAGCAAAAUUACAAAGAGGCUUAUUAUCUAUACUGUAGUGCGCUACAAUAUUUUGUGCCACUAAUUACUGAGGAAGCAGAUGCUAGCAAGCGACUGACGUUACGCAAUCGUGCACUUACCUACCUCAAACGCGCCGAAGAAAUCAAAAAUGUUCUAAUCGAUGCUGAAUAUAAGGCCGCAGCGGCAAAAGACCAGCAAAAAACCGGCGAGCAAAAGCCAAGCACCUCAACACCACAUUCCACACAACAGCCGCAAGCUAACAUAGCCGAAGUGUUAGAGCCGGAUGUGCGUUACAAGCAGCUAUUUGCUCUAUCACACUCGAGUCCGCAAUUGAAAAGUGCUCUAGAAAUUGGACGCCAAGGUGAGCUUUACUUAUACGAAAGAAAAUUUAGAGCAGCACUGGAUGCCUACACUUCAGCCUUGGGCAUGUUGGUGCCCUUUACAAACAACGAACCAAAGGGCGAGCGUAGAAACUUACUUUUACAACAGUUGGAGAUUUGGAUGAAAGAAGCUGAAAGCAUUAAAAGCAUUUUAUCUGCCAAAGAAAUGGUAGAUGAACAAAAAUUACCAUCGGUGCGCCAUUGUUCAAUACAGUAGUAUACACAUAGAAAAUUCCAUGUCGAUUUUUUUUGGAAUAAGACGUGUUAUACUAGCCGCUGCAAGUUAAAACAUGCGAAUUGAUAUUGAUUAAAUCAAAUUUAAUUAGUGUUCUCGCUUUUUUGGUAGCUUUAUAUAAACUUAAAAUGUGUUUACAUAUAAGUAGAUAUGUAUAUGAAUGUGAAAAUAGAAAAGUAGACAUGUGCUAUUUGCACUAGUAAAGGGAAAUACAAGUAGACACUUCAAUAACGUUUUUUUUAACCAUGCCAAGCAAUGAUGAGCAAGUACAUGAAAAGUAUAUAUUAUACUAAUAACUUAUAUACAUACAUAUAUUCAUACCUACUUGAAAAUAUGAGUAUAAUUUAUAUAGACAAUUCAAAAUGCAUCUUAUACUGUGAUGUAGUAGAGCAAAUGCAAAUACAUAUGCGUGUACAUAUACUCACAUACAUACCUAUGUAUAAUGAAAAGUAUACUUUUGUAAUUGUUGAUCUCUUUUAUGUAGAGUUUCCGUGUAACACGUAUCAAUAUUUAUUUACUAAAUGCUGAGUUUUACUUGUCAAUGUUCCGCUAAUGAUUUCUAAAUAAUUUGUGAUGUUUAAUUUUGUAAUAUAAAAUGAAUAACUAUUAUAUUAUAUUUUUUAUGCUUGUUUUUAAUCAGUUUUUAUUUGCUUAUUGUUUUUUUGUUUAUUUAUUAGCUAAGCUGUUUCAACAACUCAUUCCAUUCAAGUCAACAACAACCACAAUGGUUUUCAUACGCAUACAAGUUUUUAACUUUGGCUACAUUUUUA